Neoarius graeffei (lesser salmon catfish) is the source of this 1030-nucleotide messenger RNA. It is a transcript of the gene surf2, whose product is annotated as surfeit 2. NCBI's taxonomy places the organism in Eukaryota, Metazoa, Chordata, Actinopteri, Siluriformes, Ariidae. The transcript has 6 exons. The coding region runs from base 232 to 1002 and encodes 256 amino acids. The record is from RefSeq and is a predicted model, not a curated record.
UGUGAUAAACGUCGCACAAAAUAUACGUCACGCUGAAAUUCUGAUCCGAGCACUAAUCGUUUUGUUUUAGCAAUAUUAUUUAAAACAGGUAGCUUAUUGUUGUCUGUUUAAAUAUAUUUUGUAUUUUUUAGUGCUUUAGGUCACUAGGAAAGUGUUUGUGUUUAUCAGAAAUCUCUUUGCUGUGUGUAAAAACAUUGAGUUUUUCCUCUCACGUGGACUUUUGGAGCACAAAUGGACGACUUGCCUGCGGAUUUAAGAGAAUUUUUGCAGAACCAGCCUUUCCUAGAGCUCACUGAAGCCAAAAGGAUCAAGUGCACAUUAAAUGGCCAUGAGUUUCCGUGCAACCUUGCAGAGCUGCAGAACUUCAUAUCUGGGAAGAAAUUCAAGAAACUGUGUACUGCAGAGGAAUUUAACUACAGCCAAUAUGAACCCCAUCUAGUCCCAAGCACAAAGCAGCCAAAUCAUCUUUUUUGCAAGCUGACCCUGAGACACCUCAAUCGCGUGCCUCAUCAUGUUCUCCGGCAUGUCAGUGGAAAACGGUACAAGAAAGCUUUAGCACAGUAUGAAGAAUGCGUAAAACAAGGUGUGGAGUUUGUUCCAGUCAGACUCAGGCAGAAAAAGCGAGCCCGAGAUACAGAAGAUGGCAUGGAGAGCACGAGGGAAGGAGGGAACAGGCACAAGCAGAAAGAGAAACUGAAACAAGACAGUGGCGUUUGGGCUCCGAGCUCCAGCGAGGGAGAAGACAGCGACUCUGAGGACAGCAUGUCGGAUCUCUAUCCACCCACUCUGUUCACGCUAAAGAAGUCAGAGGGACAGGAAGAGAUGGAGGAAGAUGAAUUUCAGACUGAUGAUGAUGAUAUGGAGGUUUCUGAAACGGAAGAAGAGAAACAAGCAGCGCAGAAACGCAAAAAGGUCCAGGCUGCUGGUUUUAACAAGAAAUUUAAGAAAAACAGAAAAAGGAAAGGCUUUAAGCAUGCCAAUAAAGUAAAGAAUGGAAAAUAAAAAAUAAUGUUUGCAUUAAGACUUCCAA